AUGGAGCAAGAGCUCCUUUCACUGCUGGCAGACACCCAGUCGCCUACGACUGACACUAGAAAAUCUGCUGAGCAGCAUUUGGCCCAGCUCUAUACCAACGAGUCCUUUCCCAUCUCCCUGACAGCCAUUGCCACCCAUGAGUCGGUCCCCGUUAAUCUACGCCAAUCCGCCCUCUCCGUGCUGCGCACCUUUAUUGCUUCCGCCUGGUCCCCCGCGCUCGACGAAUUCAAGGGCCGGGUCCUCGUGAACGACACGAAUAAGGCGCACAUUCGCCGUGCUUUGCUCGAGCUCGCUACGACCACCGAAACACCUGAGCGCAAAGUCAAGUCCUCGGCCAGCUAUGCCGUCAGCAAGAUCGCCAGUGCCGACUUCCCCGACGACUGGCAAGAUCUCCUCCCCACGCUCCUGCACAUUAUCAACGAUGCCGCCACCACAGAUGGCGCGUUACACGGUGCCCUGAAAGUUCUUUUGGACCUUGUGGAUACAGGAUUCAGUGAGGAGCAGUUCUUUAACGUUGCCCGCGACCUGGUUUCAGCGCUUUUUGCUGUGGCCACUGCGGAAUCUCGACGCCCCAUACUGCGCGCCCUCGCCGUGGCGGUUUUCCGGUCCUGCUUUGAUACAUUGGAGAUGGUUCUCGAGCAGCACAAAGUUGCUAUCAAACAGUUUAUGGACGAGGUGCUGGGUGGCUGGUCACCAUUCUUCGUGUCAACUUUGAAGGCUCCCCUACCCCAGGUCCCAAGCGAGGACGAAGCAAACAAAGAUGUGGACAUUGCAUCGCAGUGGAGAGGAACCAUUGCUCUGAAGACCCAGAUUGUCAAGACUCUUAUGAAAAUCCGCAUGGUCUUCCCUGCUCUCCUAACUGCCCAGAGUCCGCUAUACUUUUCUACCGUGUGGACGGAGCUUACGAAUAUGCUUCCCAUUUAUCAAAAUUUUUAUAUCGAGGCUGACCGGCAAGGCCGCCUGGAGGAUGUGGAUGGACUGCCCCACUCCCUGGAUUUCCUUGUCCUGGAAGAGCUGGAUCUGAUCCAGACUCUGCUGAAAGCACCUCCAGUGAAGGCAGAGCUGAACCAACAGCUCCAAAAUGCCGGUUCAAACAGCUGGCUACCAGAAAUUAUGAAGCUCUCCAGCUCUUACGCGCAGAUCACCAUGGAAGAGGAGGGCUUGUGGGAGAUUGACGUGAGCCUAUUCCUGUCAGAGGAGACCUCGGUCACUGCGAACUAUACGCCUCGGACCGUCAGUGGGGACCUGGCCAUCAAAACAGGUGAAUGGCUGAAGAGUACCGCGGCCGAAGGGCUGCUCAGCUAUAUGAACUCUCUCUUUGGUGAUUCUGCUACCUCGUGGAAAUCUCGUGAAGCAGCCCUUUAUAUUCUCAACUCCAUUCUCCGGGACUUCAGCGAGGUGAAUCAGACAAUCUCCCUGGAGCUGGCUAAUCAUUUUAACCAGUUUGUGCACUAUGCGACGCAACAAGAGCAAGAGCUCUUACGUGCACGGGGCUACCUUGUGGCCGGCGUCUUAGCCCGUGUCACGGGUGAGAGUUUCCAGCAAACUGCAUCUGCCUACCUGGAAGCUACGUUGAGAGCGAUUUCAGAAGACCCCUCCGAGGUGGUCAAGGUGGCUGGUAUCCGGGUCUUGCAAGACCUCGUCCCCUCCUUGCCCGCCAGCGCUGCUGCCCCCUUCCAGGCACCUGUGAUCUCGGCCAUCUCGGAAUUUGCUUCUACACAAGAUAUGAGCGAUCCCAGCGACUCGGGCGAUCUUGCGGUCACGCUGGCCGAGGCACUGCGGGAUACCAUCAUGGUAGAUCCAAGCGUGGUUCUGUCGUCGGGUGCCAUGGACGGGCUGUUCAAGAUUGCCAGCGGAAAAUCCGACAAUUUCCAGCUGACUAUGACCGUCACCGAAGCAUUCGAGGAUAUCGCAGAGCACAUUGCCAAUCUCGGUCCAGAAGCGUACCAGGGCCUCUGCGAGAAGGUGCUGCCUUCCCUGAUGGGUGCCAUUGAUGUCGGCAAUCUGACCGAGGAGAACACCCUCACAGUAUUUGCGGCCGAUCUGCUCCGAGCUCUGACGGAGGGAAGUCUCGAGCCGAUGCCCGCUGGCUUUGUGGAAACGGUGAUGCCCAAGUUGAACCGCCUGUUGCUGGCCUCUACCGAGGCAGAACUGAUCCGGCCGGCCACAGAAGCGGUCCGACAUAUGCUGGCACACGAUUUCACGCAAUUCGUGAACUGGCGGGAUCCGCAGUCCGGCAAAGAGGCAAUUGAGGUCGUGCUCAUCAUCAUCGACCGCCUGCUGGGUCCCGCGGUGGACGACAAUGCAGCCACCGAGGUGGGCCAAUUGGCGGCCGAGCUGGUCGAGCGCGCUGGCUCCGAGCGCCUAGGCCCUUACCUGCCGCAGCUUCUUCAGGCCGUGGCACAACGGCUAGCAACUGCGCAGCAAGCGCAGUUCAUCCAGAGUCUGAUCCUGGUGUUUGCACGGCUCACGCUCAUCAGCGCCCACGAGGUGGUCGACUUCCUGGCGCAGGUGGACCUGAGCGGCCAGAACGGUCUAGUGGUCGUGCUGAGCAAGUGGCUCGAGAACUCGGUCAACUUUGCUGGCUACGACGAGAUCAAGCAGAACAUCUUUGCGCUGGCCCGGCUGUACGAGCUGGCGGACCCGCGACUGUCGGAGGUGCCCGUCAAGGGCGACCUCAUCAUCCAGGACACGGGUCGUAUCAAGACACGGUCCCAGGCGCGCAACAACCCGGACCAGUUCACGACCGUGCCUGCACCAUUGAAGAUCAUCAAGGUGCUCGUCGAAGAGCUGUCGGCUGCUUCAGGAAAUAAGGAGAUCGACGCUGCAGCGGCAGCCGCGCUCGAUGAGGCGGGCAGCGACGACGGCGACGACGAUUGGGAGGAUGUCCCCGGCCAGAUCUUGGAUCUCGGCCUGGGUGUGACGAAGCAGGAGCUCAUGAGCUUCGCUGAGGGCGGGUCGGAGGGAGUGUUUGGUGUGCGACGCCGUGACGACGAGACGCAGGGUUUCCUGGUGGAGUUCUUCCGUCGGGCAUCGACACAGCCGGGAUUCCAAGAGUUGUAUGGGGCGUUGACGCCGGACGAACAGGGCAAAUUACAGGGACUGGGAUAG
Messenger RNA from Penicillium lagena, 3111 nucleotides. RefSeq lists its product as uncharacterized. The transcript has 3 exons. Gene Ontology annotation, molecular function: small GTPase binding. Gene Ontology annotation, cellular component: nuclear envelope; cytosol. The record is from RefSeq and is a predicted model, not a curated record. NCBI's taxonomy places the organism in Eukaryota, Fungi, Ascomycota, Eurotiomycetes, Eurotiales, Aspergillaceae. The coding region runs from base 1 to 3111 and encodes 1036 amino acids. Gene Ontology annotation, biological process: protein import into nucleus.